This is a messenger RNA of Eimeria necatrix, 246 nucleotides long. RefSeq lists its product as hypothetical. The transcript is spliced from 2 exons. Lineage: Eukaryota; Apicomplexa; Conoidasida; Eucoccidiorida; Eimeriidae. The coding region runs from base 1 to 246 and encodes 81 amino acids. The record is from RefSeq and is a predicted model, not a curated record.
AUGCUGCUGUGGUCCGCCACGUGGCCAGCGGAGGUCAGUGCACAAACUGCAGCAGCAGCAGCAGCAGCUGCUGCUGCUGCUGCUGCUGCUGCAGCAGCAGUAGCAGCAACAGGGACGGCGGCAGCGGUGCAGGGCCUGGCUGGGGACUUUUGCGUCAAAGAUGUCAUUAAAGUUCAAAUUGGAGAUGGCGAGCUGCAGGCCAACCCUGACAUACAGCAGGUGCUGCCAUUUGCUGCCUUUAGCUAA